AUGGCGGCCUCUAGAUGGCAGCGGCUGAACCCAUUCCAGAAGGAUCGUCAGGACUCUGCUGGCAGCUUAUCAAAGCCGCAAGAACCGUCUAAGGCAUCUGUCCAUGGCCUCAAGAUCGUGGCAGAGGGAGAGCAGCCGGUAGUGGACAUUGUUGCCGUCCAUGGCUUGAACGGACACCGCGACGAGACGUGGACGGCAGCGAACGGCACCCACUGGCUCCGCGAUCUCCUACCAAAUGACAUCCCAAAUGCGCGCAUAUUCUGCUGGGGAUACGAUGCGAACACGCACGGCAAGCGCGUUAGCCACCAAUUCCUCCACGAUCAUGCAGAGCAGCUAGUGUCCGACCUCUGCCUCAGGAGAAAGCGUACAAAUACCAUGAAACGACCAAUAAUCUUUGUGGCGCACAGUCUGGGUGGCAUCAUCGUCAAAGGCGCUCUCAUUCACUCGGACGCGGCGCGGAAAGGCGCACUAGAAGAACAUCGGUCGAUUAAGACGUCGACGUACGGAAUCAUGUUCAUGGGCACACCUCACCAGGGCGGCAACGGAGUGCAGUUCGGAAAGCUGCUGGUGAAUACGGCAUCGGUAUACAAGGAUACCAACAGCCGGCUGCUAGAGCAUUUGGAGCGAGACUCGGAAUGGCUCCAGCAGCAGCUUAGACAGUACGGGCCAAUCAGUGGGGAGUUUAUGACGAAGUUUGCGUACGAGGAGUACGAGACUCCGACAGUGCUGGGUCAUUCAAUCAUGGUGGUGCCAAAAGCAUCUGCGGUCGUCCCAGGCGCAGCCGACGCUGAGCAGAUCAUGAUCCACGCGGACCACAAAGAAAUGGUCAAGUUUGAGUCAAAAGAGGAUAAUGACUAUGAGAAAGUUUCAGACCAUUUAACUAUUAUGGUUGAAAGUGCAGGUAGCGUUAUCGGCCUACGGUGGGAAGAAGAGGUUAGGGUUGAUGCGGGUCGAAGCAAUCUUGAAGAGAGCUUUUCUGUCGUCUUGAGCUUGUCUGAGGCCUCUGAGACCGAUAACUUUGUUGCGAGACAAGCGGAGCUCGCUACAAUGCACAAGGCGCUCAGCGAGGGCACCGGUCGUCAAGCAGUCACUCUGCACGGCCUAGGCGGGAUCGGGAAAACGCAGCUGGCGAUUGCAUACGCCAAGGCCCAUCGAGACAACUAUUCGGCGAUAUUCUGGCUGAACAUUAAAGACGAAGUGUCAGUGAAGCAGAGCUACUCGCGGCUAGCAAAGCGGAUCUUGCAGGACUGCCCAUCAGCCAGCCAGUUAGGUGUUUUCAUAGAUGACGAGAAGCAAGAUGAAGUGGUAGCAGCGGUCAAACGGUGGCUGGAGCAUGCCAAGAACACGCAGUGGUUAAUGGUAUUUGAUAACUACGACAACCCUAAGGUGGCAGGCAAUGCGGAUCCUGGUGUAGUUGAUAUCCGGCAGUUUCUGCCCGAAGCACACCAUGGCUCGGUAAUCGUUACGACAAGGUCAUCGAAGGUCAGUAUGGGCCGUCGCGUGAAGGUAGACAAGUUAGAAGACGUCCGCGACAGUCUGCAGAUCCUGUCUGAUGCAUCGCAUCGCGAGGGUGUGAUAGACGAUCCCAAUGCCGUCAAGCUUGCUAGAGAGCUGGAUGGACUGCCAUUAGCCUUGGCUACGGCGGGCGCCUACCUUGAUCAGGCGGCAACAAGCUUUGCUGACUACCUUGGUCUAUACCGGGCGUCAUGGCGAAGGUUGCAACAAAUAAGCCCUAAAGUAAGCACAUACGAAGACCGGCAACUGUACUCAACAUGGCAGCUAUCUUUAGAUCACAUUAAGCAGCAGAACGAAACAUCAUCCAAGCUGCUUCAGCUGUGGGCAUACUUUGACAACCAGGACAUCUGGUUUGAGCUUCUGAGAGAAGGGAGGACUAAUGGGCCGCAAUGGCUUUGUCAACUAACAGAGGACGAGCUGAUUUUUACCGAGGCAAUGAGGUUGCUAUGCGACUACGGUCAACCAAGAAUGGGAUUCUGA
Molecule: messenger RNA, 1995 nt
Organism: Mytilinidion resinicola
Lineage: Eukaryota; Fungi; Ascomycota; Dothideomycetes; Mytilinidiales; Mytilinidiaceae
Exons: 9
Coding region: 1-1995 (664 amino acids)
Molecular function (GO): ADP binding
Source: RefSeq, a predicted model, not a curated record